Messenger RNA from Rhodofomes roseus, 1071 nucleotides. RefSeq lists its product as uncharacterized. The coding region runs from base 1 to 1071 and encodes 356 amino acids. Lineage: Eukaryota; Fungi; Basidiomycota; Agaricomycetes; Polyporales; Fomitopsidaceae. The transcript is spliced from 7 exons. The record is from RefSeq and is a predicted model, not a curated record.
AUGCUACAGGUUCCUCUGGUAGCAGCGAAUGUUGCGACCGUCUUCAUGGAGAGUUUCUUCUACGGCAUCUUCUUUGUUCUAUCCGUGUCGUCCAUCUGUCUCUUGGUGUACCGCCAAAAGCAACUGCUGCUACCGAUUCACCCAAAUGUUCAACGAGUCGCCGCUGCCGGUCUAUUUUUGCAACUUUGCAAAACACCUAUGUUCCUCGGGGCGAUCGCGCUUUCGGUAACCAUCACUGCGCAUUGGAUACUCACGUGCAUCCGCACGUUCCAAGCGUUUGUAUACUUCGAGGGCGGAACAAAUCCCAUAGCGUUCUACGGGAACCUCAAACAACUCACGGAGGUCGUCAAAACGGGAUUCCUGAUGGCCUCGAUGGUGAUUGGCGACGCCAUGGUUAUCUAUAGGCUAUGGAUCAUCUGGAACCGCCGCACGGUUAUCGUGAUCUUUCCGCUAUGCACGCUCGCAGGACUCACAGCAUGCGGAGUCGGCAUAACCUACCAGUUCACUCAAUACUGGCCCGGGGAGAACGUAUUUGUGUCCCAAGCCGGUCGUUGGAUCACUAGCGACUGCGUAUUCACACUUUGCACCAACGUAUACAGCACUGCUUUGAUUGGAUACCGCGUCUGGACAUCAUACCGGCACGUCAAGAUCCACAAUUGUUCCAACCUUAUUGUAUGCUAUGCCAGACUCGCGCCUUGCAGUACUCAUCUGACCGAUUUCCAGACCGUGUUGACAACCUUCAUAGAAAGCGCCGCUCUCUACACGGCGUGGACAGCAUUCUUCUUUGUCUCAUACCAGACCAACUCGAACCUGCAGUUUACAGCCGUCGACACCUGGCCGGAGCUGUCCGGGAUAUCGUGCAUGCUCAUCAACGUCAGAGUCGGACUGGGCUGGGCCCAGACGGGGUCGCAUAUGGCGAAUAACCGCACAGAGGAGUUCACAGGCAUCUCGUACCAAAUGCGCCCAGUCACCGUCAAUUUGACAAGUAUGGCAGAGCAAGACGACGACCUCGAGGCAAAGCGCCUGGAUAGCCCUAGUGGAAGCUUCAUCCCGGGAUCUACUGGUAUAUGA